This is a messenger RNA of Dufourea novaeangliae, 1330 nucleotides long. RefSeq names its product galanin receptor type 2-like. Gene Ontology annotation, biological process: G protein-coupled receptor signaling pathway. NCBI's taxonomy places the organism in Eukaryota, Metazoa, Arthropoda, Insecta, Hymenoptera, Halictidae. Gene Ontology annotation, cellular component: plasma membrane. The record is from RefSeq and is a predicted model, not a curated record. The transcript has 4 exons. Bases 50 to 1330 code for a protein of 426 amino acids. Gene Ontology annotation, molecular function: neuropeptide Y receptor activity.
UUUCCACGCGACCGCCGCAAGGGUAAGCCGUGGGAGUAGAAUUGACGAGAUGCCCGCCGCAGAAGACGGUACUCUUAACGAAGAAACGUCCAUAAUGAUCGAGCACCGCGACGCGAUCCUCUACCAGAUCCGCGACAACGAGACCGCCAUACGGAACGAAAGUCUCUUGCAGAACGUGUCCGUGAUCGAGGAUUAUAUUUUCGACAGAACAGACGUGAAAGUGAUCUUCAUCACCCUCUACACCAUCGUCUUUAUCUGCUGCUUCUUCGGAAAUCUAAUGGUAAUCUUCGUGGUGAGCUUCUCUAGACGUCUGCGCGGCAUCACCAACUUCUUCCUGGCGAACCUAGCUGUGGCGGACCUGUGUGUGGCGGUCUUCUGCGUCUAUCAGACCCUGACCAACUACCUGACCAGCUGGCAGCUGGGCAACUUCCUCUGCAAGGUUUACAUGUUCGUCCAGGCCCUAUCCUACACGGCCAGUGUCUUGAUCCUGGUGUUGGUUUGCGUCGAACGGUAUCUGGCGAUCGUCUAUCCGAUAAAAUGCAGAUCAGUUCUGACCAGAGGUCGUCUGAGGCUGGUGGUCGGCCUGGUCUGGCUGAUGGCCGCCGUAUAUGCCUCUCCAAGAUUCUUCUACGUCGAGACAUUUAGCAACCGACUGAUCACAGGGGACGUGGACAUCAUCUGCAUGGCGAAUAUCAAGAAACACAACAACAAAGUCCUGGACGCUGUGAACCUGAUCUUCCUCUACCUCGUCCCACUGGCUCUGAUGACCUGUCUCUACUCGAGGAUCGCUGUUGGCCUGUGGAGGAGCGGCGCCGCCCUGGCUGCACCUGGUCUGAUGCCCAGGGCCACAAAUGGUAGGACACAUCACGUCCAUGGGUCCAGUAGAAACGUCCUGAAAGCCAGACGGGGCGUCAUCAGGAUGUUGAUAGCGGUGGUGAUGAUGUUUGCGGUCUGCAACCUGCCACAGCAGGCGAGGAUCGUCUGGAGGCACUGGGACUCGAACUACGACAGGACCUCGGACUUCAGCACUAUGCUCACCCUGUCCACGUUCCUGAUCUCGUACACCAACUCCUGUCUGAACCCAUUGCUGUACGCCUUCCUGUCCCGUAACUUCCAGAAAGGGAUCAAGGAGCUUCUGUUCUGCGGGGGAUCGAGUGGACGAAGGGUCAGCCUGGCGAUGGGCUGCACCAGGGAAACUCAGACCCGUCACGAAAACGGUCUGAACGCGAACCAUCCGCACAGCUCGAUAACCAGGCUCAACUCCAUUCGAGAAAGUCCGAGAGGAGGCAGGUCGAUCGCUAGACAGUCCAUCUGCGAGAAGAUCCUUUGA